This is a messenger RNA of Pocillopora damicornis (cauliflower coral), 3469 nucleotides long. RefSeq lists its product as uncharacterized. NCBI's taxonomy places the organism in Eukaryota, Metazoa, Cnidaria, Anthozoa, Scleractinia, Pocilloporidae. The record is from RefSeq and is a predicted model, not a curated record. Gene Ontology annotation, cellular component: synaptonemal complex. Gene Ontology annotation, biological process: synaptonemal complex assembly.
AAACGAACAUCGAUCGGUUAUGUUGCCAUUUGUGGCUUUUUAAUUGUAGGAACAUGCUCUUUCUUCUCUCUGAAGAAAGGUGAUGUUAACGAAAUGCAGUCACACGCCCACAGUCAGCUGAGGCAUCACAUUCAGCAGCCUUUAUUCAAGCUGACAAACUCACUUUCUCAAUCUCAAACUCAUUCAACAACAGCCUCGCAAUUUGUGAGCCCAACUGUCAACAAAUCUCCGUAUCAUGGACAUCAAUUAAAUAUCCGACCUGUGAACUCACCCUCUAACAGCUAUUUUCGCCCAAAAUCACCAAGACAGAAGGAAAAAGAGGCAGACAAAGCGGAAAAAGACAGGACGCAAUCAGCUGAACGAAUUCAUUCCCUUCACACCCGUCUCCAUCAAGAAGCAGAAAAAAUCAGGAAAUGGAAAACGUCCACAGAGAUAGAAAUUAAAGAAAAGGAGAAAAAGUUGUUGGAAGCUGUUCAAACCAUCGAUUCUCAGAGGAAGUCAAUUCUUGAUUUACAGUUUCAAAAUGAAAGCCUCAGUUCAAAACUUCAGGAAGAGCUUGCAAAUAGGGAGGAAGUGGAACACAAAAUCGUUUCUACCAGAGAUUUGUGCAAUGUAUUGAAAGAUCACGCUGCAAAGGUGGAGGAAAAUAUUCUUAAAGGAGAAGCUGAUCGUGACGAACUCAGAUUUGAAGAUGAAAAGCGUGUUGAGCAAUUUCAGGAAAUGGUCAUUAAGUUCCAGGAUCUACAAAUCGAACACACAGCAAAAUUAAAUGAAAUGAAAACUAAACUUAAUGGGCAGAGACAAGAGCACGAAGACUUCGUCAUGGAAUAUACAGAAAAACUCCAGAAAGCAGAAAAUCAGAUACUGCUCCUCGAAACUGACAAGAAAACGAAGGAGAACCAAAUUUCCACGAUGGAGGCAGCUUUAGAGAAGAGCAAAGAGGAAUCUACUUCUUUGGAACACGAGCUAGCUCUUUUGCAAGAUAAACUGAAGAAAUUGGAAAGUAUCAUCACCUCGCAACAAGUCCAAAUUCAAAAUACAGAGGACAUGUUGUCUUUCAAUAAGCAAGAGUGCAAGAGAAUCGAAGAAGAGCGAGAAGCCAUCCAAUCACAGUUUGAGGGUGUCCAAAAAGAGAACCAAGAAUUGAAAGAGAGUAAUCUCGAGAUGAAAAAGGAGCAACGGAAAAUAUUGGACGAGCUAGAAAUACAACUUUCUUCUCUGAUAAAGGAAAAGAAAAAACUGGAAGAGGAGCUACAAAAUCUUACCAAAACCAACGAAACGACAACAGAUGAACUGAAAAAUCUACGGGUAAAGUUUGAAGCUCUAACGAGGGAGAAGGAAAAAGCAGAUACUUUAAACGAUCACAUUCUCAAAGAAAAGAAUGAUCUGAUGAAAGCUUGCGCAGACCUGCAGGAGAACUUGUCAAAGGAAGCGGAGAGGGUAUCAUCGAAAGGAGAUUUGUUGCGGCAGUCAAAAGAAGAGCUCGGCGAGCUACAGGAGACCAAUUCCUCCUUAAUGAAUGAACUUGAGCGAGUCAACAAAGUUAAACAGGAAUUAGAGGAAAAGAUCUGCAUAUUGACACUUGCCUCCGAAGAGAAGCAGAGGACAAUAGGCGAUCUGGAGGUGAAAUUCUGCAAUGCAAAUUACAAUGUGAAAUACCUAACGGAAAAAGCACAAGAUCUUCAAACAAAGCUUGAAGAUGAGAGGAAAGAAAAAGAGCAGCUCCAAAUUUGCUUAGAAGACUCCAAGGAAUCUGAGAGAAAACUUAGAAAUGAAAUCAGUAUUUUCGAAGGAAAAAACUCAGUACUGGACAAGAGCUUAGCGGAAGCAACAAAAACAGGAGAGGAGUCCAAUAAACUCAUUGAAAAGCUAGAUGGAGAUUUUCAGAAGCUUCAGAAGAAAUACAACAAAAUGAUGAGUGACGGAAGAGUUCAAGAUGAAGAAAGGGCGACAGUUUUAGAGAAAGAAAAAGACAACAAUCGAUAUCUAAAAGAUGACCUGAAAGAACAGACCAAGAAGUUGGAAAUCUUAGAAACAAAGGCAAAAGGUCUCCAGGACCAGCUUACAGCCAAAACUAAACAAACUAAAGAACUGCAGCAAGAAAAUAGGACGAUGAAAAGCAAAGUUACCUCCCAAACCAAAGCUCUCGAAAAGCUAGAAAAUCAGAAAUCAAAGAUAUCCAGUGAACUUGACGCUUCCAAAGAACAGAUUAAAGAUUUUUCAGAAAAGUUGGAGGCUACGAAAAAGGAAAUCAUCAAGAAGUCUGAAACAGCGGAGUAUCUUAAACAACAAGUUCAACAAUUCAAGGAGGAAAAAGAAAAAGCAAUACAAGAUAAAGAAACAGUACAAAAGGAAUCUGAAAAGCAAAUGAAUGAGUUAUGCGCAACAUUGGAAAAGUACAAGCUGGAAAACGAAAAAAUAGUGGCACAAAAGGAGCGAGAGCUGGACCUCUUGCGUGCUAAUGCAGAGAAAGAAUCGCAGGAAAAACAUGAGAAACAACUUAUAGAAGCCAAGAAACAAAUAGAAAAAUUAGAGAGAGAUAUAUGUGAUCUUAAGGAGAAUCAGGAAAAAAACAGGAAAAGAUUAGAGUUCGAAAAAUCUGAAGCAAUCCAAGUUCUGACGAAACAACUAGAAGCAAAGAAUGAAGAUAUUACGCUGCUUCAAGAAAACAUUGGCGAAAAAUACCACAAAUCUACCAGAAGUUCGCGAACCCCAUCUGUAGACGGGAAACUCAAGACGCCAAAACUACCAGAUCAUAACGAGGUGGAAGCGACGCCUCAAGAUUCUGCGGUGGUUCCUGAAACUCCAAAGCAGCCUCGUGGAAUUCUUAAACUAAGCGAAGCCUUUCAGAAAAAGAGGAGGGUAGCUUUCACUACUGCAGGGGAGCAAGAAGAAGGAGACGAGAAAUAUACUUUUAACCUCACCAAGGUCGGAAGAACAAGUCCUGGCCAGGAAAAAGCGAACCAGAGGAACAAACUACGAUCGAAUGUUCGAUUUUCUCCAAAGCCAUUUAGCUCGAACAGUGAGCCCUUGUCCACAAAUUCCCCAUAUCUGGAAACGCAUAAACUCAAACAAAUCCCACGAGGAAAGCCAAUGGCUCCACAAACACAGAAGAAGAUGAAAAUCCAAAGUGAGGAAUCCGAGGAAAUGGCCAAGUUCAAGGAAUUGUUUCCAGAUAUGAAAAGCCCGGAUUCCUUGUACGAUAAGUCUCCGAUGAAGUCUCGUGGGUUGCACCAAGGAAUGAAGCCCCCAUUCAAGAGCAAAAUAACCAAAAUAAAACCACUUGCGCGUAAAAAGAAAGAGAAGCAAGAAAGUAUUGCAUGGUUUGACUCCGACGCACUAUUUGGGUUUGGAAUGGAUGACGAAUAGUUGUAGAAGGCCUGAAAUUGGCCUGAAGAUUUUAAAAACCUUACAAUUUUGUUUUACUGAGUUUGUCGUGGUACUCGUUGUGAACUUCGUACCUUGAAAU